AAACAGGGUGAGAACAUAGACUGUAAAAAAGAGUGAGAUAAAGAGGGAAAAGGGAGACAUGCGAACCUACUGUUUGAUCCACACUCCGGAACAGAAGGUGGCGGUAAUGCACCAAUAAGCUGGACGCCAACCGCCAUUUAAAAAUAAGAAGAAGAAGAAGAAGAAGAAGAAGAAGGUGACAACAACACGAGUGGUUUACCAUUCCAGCGUCCUUGUGAAUAUUGGCAUCUGCUCAAUUAAAUAUUCUAUAUUUUUGAUAUUAAAUUGGAGAUAUGAAGAUAGAUCCCGUAAAAUGGAACCGGAAUGCGUCACUGGCCUAUGCUGUUGGUGUUUGGACCAUGCUUGGUUACGUAUAUUACAAAUACAUUCUCGGACACGACAAAGUCAAAGUUGAAAAUGUCGUCGAAGAAAACGGACCUAAUGUGGAGAUAUAUGAAACAAAGCACACUCGGACCACAAUUGUCUAUAAGGGCGAUUAUGUGCCAUAUAGCACAAUGCUUUUAAACUUCUACAAGUCUACAUAUGGAAAUGAUACAGAGAGUCAAGAAAAAGAAGAAGAGAAGAAAUGAGCUGAGCUGACUGUUUGCAUGUUUGUUUUUAUGAAGAAAAGAUCAACUGUCAUUAUUUGAAAAAAAAAAAAAUUUAAAUUAAAAAGCAAAAUGAAUGUUUUGGGACACUGAGCUCAACUGCAGUAGCCUAUAAAUGAGGCAAUUGAGUUCCCUGGCAACAUGUAUAAAAUAUUUUGAUGAUUGUCUUUUAAGAUAAGCAAGACAUCUAAAGGAGAAUAUUGUGUUCGCAGCAUCUGUGUUAAAGGAAUAGUUCACCCAAAAAAAGGAAAAUGUGCUGAAAGGUUCACUCACCCUAAAGACAUCAAAGAUGUAGAUGAUUUUGUUUCUUCAUCAGAACAGAUUUGUAGAAAUUUACAUCCCUUGCUCACCAAUGGAUCCUCUGCAGUGAAUGGGUGCCGUCAGAAUGAGAGUCCAAACAGCUGAUAAAAACAUCACAAUAAUCCACAAGUAAUCCAGUAACUCCAGUCCAUCACUUAAUGUCAUGUAAAGUGAGAAGCUUUUUAAUAAAUCGUUUGGUUUCUUUUCUAGAAACUAGAAAAUACAACUUAUGAUAAACUCUGAAA
This is a messenger RNA of Onychostoma macrolepis, 1132 nucleotides long. RefSeq names its product small integral membrane protein 26-like. The transcript has 2 exons. The coding region runs from base 273 to 569 and encodes 98 amino acids. Gene Ontology annotation, cellular component: mitochondrion. NCBI's taxonomy places the organism in Eukaryota, Metazoa, Chordata, Actinopteri, Cypriniformes, Cyprinidae. The record is from RefSeq and is a predicted model, not a curated record.